Messenger RNA from Cucurbita moschata (crookneck pumpkin), 2433 nucleotides. Its product is annotated as mitochondrial intermediate peptidase, mitochondrial. NCBI's taxonomy places the organism in Eukaryota, Viridiplantae, Streptophyta, Magnoliopsida, Cucurbitales, Cucurbitaceae. Gene Ontology annotation, molecular function: metalloendopeptidase activity. The coding region runs from base 117 to 2279 and encodes 720 amino acids. Gene Ontology annotation, biological process: peptide metabolic process; proteolysis. The transcript has 17 exons. The record is from RefSeq and is a predicted model, not a curated record.
CGGGGCUUGAAUAGCUUCGUGGACCAACCCAAACGCCCGCGUCCCACCACCGCUCGGACCCCGAAGCUGGAAAAUCAAGGUUCACUACUGCGUCGCCUUCUCUCCGCCGCCGCGGUAUGUUGAGCCUGAUCAGAAAAACCACCCGGAAGGUCAGUUCGGGAGCCGUUCUAAAAUCAUGCUACUUGAAUUGCCUUAGCUCCCGUUCGAUCCACGCCGCUGCCUCGGCUCCGCACGAAGGUGCUGCUACCGGUCUCUAUGGCUUUGAGCAGCUGAAGUCGCCUAAAGGCUUCCGGCGUUUCGUCGAUGAAGCCAUUGAGAGGUCUGGCGAGCUUGUUACUUUCAUUUCUAGCAUGCCUUCUUCAGCAGAAGUUAUCCGAGCAAUGGAUGAAAUUUCCAACAGGGUAUGCUCUGUUUUUGAUUCUGCAGAACUCUGUAGGCAAACUCAUCCAGACAGGGAAUUCGUGGAGGAGGCAAACAAGGCAGCCAUGAGAAUGAGUGAAUAUUUUCAUUUUCUCAAUACAAAUCAUACUUUGUAUAAUGCUGUUAAAAAAGCUGAGCGUGAGGCUCAUCUACUUACACGUGAAGCGCAUAUGGCUGCUCAUUUCCUCCGUGUUGACUUUGAAAGGGCUGGAAUUCAUCUUUCUGCUGAGAGAUUGGAUCGAGUAAAUCAGCUGAGUAUUGAAAUUUCUCAGCUCUGUCAGGAGUACAAAGAAAAUAUCGUCAUUGAUCCAGGCUCUGUGGAUAUAUUUCCACCAAUGCGUGUGCCAAACAACUUGCACCAUCUUGUUAAGCCCAUCUAUCGUUCUAGUAAAUCAUUUGGAUCGAUAAGUAGCAUGAAAGAAAAGGGAUUUCGAUUAAUGACUGAUGCAGAUUCCCUAUCGUCUAUUCUGCAAUAUACAUCAGAUGAUGAGGUUAGGAAAAUGGCUUAUGUCAAGGGAAAUUCAAGUCCUUGUGCUAACCUCGAUGUUCUUGAUAAGAUUAUUGCCACUCGUCAUGAGCUAGCUCAGAUAUUAGGGUAUAGAUCUUAUGCAGAAUUUGCAGUAACGCCUAACAUGGCUUCAUCUCCAGCUGUAGUAGUGUCAUUUUUGCAAGAGUUGAGCAAUUUGGUCCGUCCCAGUGCUGAUGAGGAGUUCAAUCAAAUCAAGGAAUUCAAGUUAAAGAAGCGUUUUAAUAAGUUUGAAGAUUUAGAACCAUGGGAUGAGGCUUACUAUACAUCAAUGAUGAAAUCUACUGCGUAUAAUCUCAAUUCAUCGGUCAUAUCAUCAUACUUUCCUUUAUCACAAUGUAUUGAAGGUUUGAAAACUCUCGUGAACUCAUUGUUUGGCGCAUCAUUUAAUAGUAUUCCCCUAGCACCAGGUGAAUCAUGGCAUCCCGACGUGCUUAAAUUGUCUCUUCAUCAUCCUGAAGAGGGUGACUUGGGAUACUUAUACCUAGAUUUGUACUCGAGAAAAGGAAAGUAUCCUGGUUGUGCUCAUUUUGCAAUUCAGGGAGGCUGCAAGGUUUCAGAAAUGGAAUACCAACUUCCUGUUGUAGCUCUUGUUUGUAAUUUUUCUGGAUCACGUGAACGAUCAAAUGUGCGGCUCAAUCAUUCGGAAGUUGAAACUCUUUUCCACGAGUUUGGGCAUGCCCUUCAUUCCCUGCUUUCAAGAACAGAAUAUCAACAUUUUUCAGGUACAAGAGUGGUUCUUGAUCUGGCAGAGACACCUUCAAACCUAUUUGAGUACUACGCGUCAGAUUAUCGUGUUUUGAGAACAUUUGCUAAGCACUAUUCAACUGGUGAAGUAAUUCCUGAAAAGCUUGUAAAGUCGAUGCAGGGUGCCAAAAAGAUGUUUGCAGCCACUGAACUGCAGCGUCAGAUUCUUUAUGCUUUAAUUGAUCAAACACUGUUUGGUGAAAGAUUAACUUCAGAGAGAGACACUAGUUCUGUUGUUGCUGAGCUAAAAAGACAAUGUACCAGUUGGAAGCAUGUGGAUGGCACUCAUUGGCAGACCCGAUUUUUUCACCUCCUGACUUAUGGUGCAGGUUACUACAGCUACCUGUACGCCAAAUGUUUUGCCGCAACCAUAUGGGAGAAGCUUUGUCAGGAAGAUCCUCUUUCAAGAAGCACAGGAACUGCCUUGAGAACAAAGUUCUUACAACAUGGAGGCUCCAAAGAACCAGUUGAUUUACUAAAGGAUCUUGUGGGAGAUGGGAUCAUACGGUAUUGUGAUGGAGGAGUUAUUCCUGAUAUAACCAGUCUUUGCAAGGAAAUGGAUAUCAGUGGAAAACUUGUAGUGUAGCCACAAGCAAGCCCUUUCGCCAUCCUUUUUCCCCCUUAAUUAUUCUUCUUCCAUUUUUUAGAAACAUUCGAGUUUAACUUAAUGAAAAUUUGGUUUUUUCCAUUAAAAAUUGUGAACAUUUCUGGAUUAUUCUGAUAUGAAUACGUUUGGAUCC